Molecule: messenger RNA, 375 nt
Organism: Anas platyrhynchos (mallard)
Lineage: Eukaryota; Metazoa; Chordata; Aves; Anseriformes; Anatidae
Source: RefSeq, a predicted model, not a curated record
AGGAGCACAAGCCUUCCAGCGGAUGAAAACCAUCCUUAGCACUGGGGUGACGAGAGAGGUGGAGAGAGGAAUGUUUGAAAGAGCUGAGGAGAGCAUGAAAGGGCACCUCCAGGACAUGCAGAAGCAGAUCCCCAGGAAGCUGGAGGAGGACUUUUCCAGCGCUCUCGGCGUGGUCUUUUGCCCGUGGGACCAGCUGGACGGCAAGCUGCCAGACUUGCAGAGAGAAUUUUUCACCAUCAUCAACAUUCACAAGGCCCUGCAAUCAGCCAAAGUCGCUUAGAGAGCCGCGGGAAUUGUCUCCGACGAUGUGGUUUUAUUAUUCACGUUGGUGGCUUGUUCUUGUAAUAAAUGGCAAAGUCCCAAAUAGGGUUACAA